AUGGCCACGACCACGAACCGCCUCCGCAUUGUGGCCCUCCUGCUAGUCGCGGCCACGCUGCUCGCGCAGGCCGCGGCCUGCCCCUACUGCCCGACGCCGCCGCCGCCGCCGCCGCCGCCCCCCGAAGGUGAAGCCGCCGCCGUCGUCCACGCCGUGCCCUCCCCCGCCCUACUCGCCGACACCGACGCCGUCCACACCGACGGGCAAGUGCCCCGUGGACACGCUGAAGCUGCUGGCGUGCGUGGACGCGCUCAACGGCCUCGUGCACGCCGUCGUCGGGACCAAGGCCAGCGACACCUGCUGCCCGCUGCUCUCCGGCGUGGCCGACCUCGACGCCGCGCUCUGCCUCUGCACCACCAUCAAGGCCAAGGCGCUCAGCGUCAGCAUCGUGCUCCCCGUCGCCAUCUCCGUGCUCGUCAACGAGUGCGGCAAGCACGUGCCCUCCAGCUUCACUUGCCCGUAAAUUAA
Miscanthus lutarioriparius is the source of this 468-nucleotide messenger RNA. Lineage: Eukaryota; Viridiplantae; Streptophyta; Magnoliopsida; Poales; Poaceae. The record is from the annotation of a GenBank genome assembly.